Messenger RNA from Adineta steineri, 342 nucleotides. Lineage: Eukaryota; Metazoa; Rotifera; Eurotatoria; Adinetida; Adinetidae. The record is from the annotation of a GenBank genome assembly.
AUGACUCUAAUCAAUAUACCUUCCAGAUACUACUGCUGGUGGAGUAGUAGUAGUGGUACUUGUGGUACUGCUACUACUUGUAGUUGUACUGCUGGUGGUGGUAGUAGUAGUAGUGCUACUUGUGGUAGUGGUAGUGGUAGUGCUACUGCUCGUAGUAGUACUGCUAGUCGUAGUGCUAUUCGUGGUACUGGUUGUAGUAGUAGUGCUACUAGUGGUGGUGGUAGUACUACUUGUUGUACUACUACUGCUUGUAGUCUUACUCGUGGUAGUAGUUGUAGUGCUAGUUGUGGUACUACUGGUGCUGCUCGUAGUAGUAGUGGUGGUGGUAGUCGGUAUUGCUGA